AUGGCUGAAGAAAUAACUCCUCUUGUUGUGGACAAUGGUUCGGGUAUGUGCAAGGCUGGCUUCGCUGGCGAUGACUCCCCUCGCGCUGUUUUCCCUUCUCUCGUCGGUCGUCCACGUCAGCAGAGCAUCAUGGUUGGCAUGGGCAACAAAGACAGCUACGUAGGUGAUGAGGCUCAAUCGAAAAGAGGCAUCCUUACUCUCAAAUACCCCAUUGAACACGGCAUCGUGACCAAUUGGGAUGACAUGGAGAAGAUCUGGCAUCACACCUUCUACAACGAACUACGUGUGGCGCCUGAGGAGCAUCCAGUCCUCCUCACUGAGGCUCCACUCAAUCCAAAAGCCAAUCGUGAGAAGAUGACACAAAUCAUGUUUGAGACUUUCAACUGUCCGGCGAUGUAUGUAGCUAUCCAGGCAGUGCUCUCGCUCUACGCUUCCGGUCGUACUACGGGCAUUGUGCUCGACUCGGGCGACGGAGUGAGCCACACUGUACCCAUCUACGAGGGUUACGCUCUACCGCACGCAAUUCUGCGGCUUGAUUUGGCUGGUCGCGAUCUCACCGACUGGCUAACAAAGCUACUGACAGAGCGUGGCUAUGCCUUCACCACUACAGCGGAGCGUGAAAUCGUGCGAGACAUCAAGGAGAAGUUGUGCUAUGUGGCACUCGACUUUGAGAACGAAAUGGCUACCGCUGCCACUAGCUCCUCUCUGGAGAAGACUUAUGAACUGCCCGACGGUCAAGUAAUCACAGUUGGCAACGAACGUUUCCGUUGUCCUGAAGCCCUCUAUCAACCCAGUUUCCUCGGUCUGGAGUGCAAUGGUAUCCACGAGACUACCUACAACUCCAUCAUGAAGUGCGAUCUCGACAUCAGGAAGGACCUCUAUUCAAACGUGGUCUUGUCUGGUGGAUCCACCAUGUACCCUGGUAUUGCUGACCGUAUGAACAAGGACCUCACUGCCCUCGCGCCAACCACCAUGAAGAUCAAGAUCAUUGCUCCACCGGAACGCAAAUACUCUGUCUGGAUUGGUGGUUCCAUCCUGGCCUCAUUGUCCACUUUCCAACAGAUGUGGAUCACCAAACAGGAGUACGACGAGUCCGGACCCAGCAUUGUUCAUCGCAAAUGCUUCUAA
This is a messenger RNA of Echinococcus granulosus, 1128 nucleotides long. Its product is annotated as Actin-1. NCBI's taxonomy places the organism in Eukaryota, Metazoa, Platyhelminthes, Cestoda, Cyclophyllidea, Taeniidae. The transcript has a single exon. The coding region runs from base 1 to 1128 and encodes 375 amino acids. The record is from RefSeq and is a predicted model, not a curated record.